GAACCCAUCCCAGCCCAAGGGCCUCGACGAUAUCAUCAUUUUCUUGCUUUUCUUCUUCUUUUUUUUUCUUCCCCACAUGCGGGUUUUGGCUAUCUGGACGGUGCGUGUGGUGUUAACUAGCGCGAAUCAAGUAAGUUUAGUUAAUUGCGGUAUGGAUAGACAGGAUAUUUCCCGAAGCAACUCGUACAUUAUGAUGCAGCGGUUGGAUGCCACCACCACCACCACCACCAGGGUGACGGCAGCAGCAAAGCAAGGACUGGAUGGCAAGAAUCAUGCACGUUGGGAAGAAAAAAUAUAUGCAGUAUUACUGCUAUUAUUAUUAUGGUGAGGAGGAGGAGGGCGGACAUAUAAUACGACCUCUCACAUUCUCCUCAACAGACAUAGGAUUGCAGUAUCGUACCGGUAUUUUCCCACGACAAGGACAAGGACCUUACGCUGUUACAUACCAUACCGGUACAGUACUCGAGUACAGUAGCGCUUUCGCACGGUCUCCGAAAAGUAUAAAAUAUUUUAUCAUAUCCGCACGAUAGUUUUUUGCUCGCUUCUCAUGCUGCGAGCGGAGGUCAAUAUUGUCACGGUAGCUGCUUGCUUUUUUCUUUACUUCCCCUCAGAGGAGGAUAAGUCUAGCCAAGUCACUUGUCUCCUUCGCCCUACACACCAUUUCCUUUUUUUCUUUCUAGUAUUUUUACUUUUAUCCUUUGUGAGGCUGGGCUGGGCUAGUCUGGUCUGCUCAGGGUGAUGGACCGUCAUAUCUAGCUGCAGGGCAAUCUGGCAGUUUAACUACACCAUCAAAGGGAACCAUUGAAUGAAAAAAAAAAAAUCCUCACUUGUCCCCCCUCCUCCAAUUUCCAUCUUUUUGCCUUCCUGUGGUGUGCUUUAGUAUACCUUCACUGCUACCCCACGGGGUUCGUCCACUUGUCUCCUAGUAAUUCGAGACCAGUGUAACUCGACAUUCGCAUGGACGUUAGCUCCCAGAAGGGGAAACCUUAUCUAUUCUCUCUUCUUUCCCAUGAUAAUACCGGUACUAUGAAACCACAACCACAUCACACAACAUCACUCGAAAAUCCCGGCACAUCCGAAAUCUUCUGAGUUAACCGUAAAGCAGGUGAAAAAAGGGAAAAACAUGAGAUAAAAAGUACCGCAGAUUUGGCAACCCCAAACGUAUAAUACGUAUGAUACAGCUCAGUUCAUGAAACGUACGUACGGCAGAUCUAUCCAUACCACCGCCCCUCUCUACGCGUUUUCCUUCCAAAUCCUCCCCUGGAGAUCACAUUUUGAGCAAUUAUAUGGGGUAAAGGGAUUCACUACGAUACCAGUAUCUCCUCAGUCGUCAUACAUGGCGUACCUGUAUGGUACGGGGUAUGUGUUCCCCCCUCCCCCCAUUGCUCCUUCACAUCCGCUCCGCCCUUCUCCUUCGAAUUCUCUUACUUCAUGCUUCGAAUGA
Molecule: messenger RNA, 1444 nt
Organism: Tuber melanosporum (Perigord truffle)
Lineage: Eukaryota; Fungi; Ascomycota; Pezizomycetes; Pezizales; Tuberaceae
Exons: 2
Coding region: 1190-1444 (84 amino acids)
Source: RefSeq, a predicted model, not a curated record